This is a messenger RNA of Lactuca virosa, 435 nucleotides long. The record is from the annotation of a GenBank genome assembly. Lineage: Eukaryota; Viridiplantae; Streptophyta; Magnoliopsida; Asterales; Asteraceae.
AUGUCUACCUCCGGUGGUAGCAAAAGAAACUUUGACAUCAAAGAAGAAGAUCACAACAAUGACAUCCCCCAAAGCCCACUCCCUAGCUUGAAACGACAUGAUUCCUUAGAUAUUGAGUCCUCUAGAUUUGCCAACCACCAUGACCAUCACAACACCGAGGGUAAUUGGAGAGCAAUAGUCAAACUAGCGUUUCAGAGCAUUGGGGUGGUUUAUGGUGACAUCGGGACAUCACCGUUGUACGUGUAUGCAAGCACUUUCAUCAACGGGAUCAAGCAUGAAGAUGACAUUUUGGGUGUUUUGUCAAUCAUCUUUUACACCAUCACGUUAAUUCCUGUUAUUAAGUACGUUAUGAUCGUGUACGUGCCAAUGAUAAUGGCGAUGGGGGUACUUUUGCAUUGUAUUCGAAACUGUGUCGAUAUGCAAAGGUGGGUUUGA